UUCGUGCAGCAUCCAGAAGAGCGAGUGAAAAACUGCUCAAAGUGGGCCGUGGUGUGAUUUUUGGCGAGCUACACGACCCCAAAAUGAGGCCGAGUUGGACGAGAAGCGGUUGAGACAAUGUUUGGGCAGGAUUGCGCUAACAACGGCUGGUAGAAUUAGUAUUACUCCGCAGGCAGUAACCCCAUCCCCAGUACGUGUGUUUUCUUGCGUGCGUGUGAAAUCCGGACGCAGUGCGAGAUCGGAGCAGCGAGCGAUGGCGUUCUCCAACCACGUCGGAGAUAUUGUGCAUCUCAACGUUGGAGGAUCGAGGUUUUCCACCUCGCGCCAAACCCUGACAUGGGUUCCGGAUACGUUCUUCACUUCGCUGCUGAACGGGCGCAUCUCAAGUCUGCGUGAUGAAACGGAUGCCAUCUUCAUCGAUCGUGAUCCGAAGCUGUUCAGCCUGAUUCUGAACUAUCUACGAACGAAGGAGAUCGACAUCCGAUCCGUCGACAUUCGGGUACUGCGUCAUGAGGCCGAGUUCUACAACAUUGCCCCACUGAUCAAACGGUUGAUGCUGUGCGAAGAAAUGGACCAGUCCAGCUGCGGCGAUGUGUUGUUCUACGGAUACCUUCCAGCGCCGAACAUCCCGAUCCAGGAACUUCCGGUAGGCUCAUCCUCUGCUAGCUCGCUAAGCGGUGGAGCGAUGACGACUGGUUCCAAUGUUUCAUCGGGUGCGGCUUCCCAACCCAAGGUGGAACCGCUUGCUGGCCCAUCAGGCCUUGGACAGGUACAUCCACCUCAACCAGGCUCUAGUGUGCAUGGCGCAGUAGCACAGCAGCCACCACAUUCCGCUCUAUCGACCGCCGGUGUAACUGGACCGAAUCCUAGGCCCGGAUCCAUGGUAAGGGUGCCGGAGUUUGCGCAAGGAGUGUCCUCUUCUUCGUCGGGUAGCGGAAAUGGGCCGUCCGGAUCGAGUGGUAGCAACCGACACGCGGGUCACUCGCGAAACUCGUCGUGGGAUAUGCGAGUCUCAUACAACGGAAACGGCAACCGUAAUGCUCAGUGGGCUCCUGGUCACUCGCGCACCGCUUCGCUGGACAUGAUGCGCCAUUCGCGCAACUCUUCCGUUGAUCUCAACAAGUACGUCCGGAACGAGGUAGGGCUGGUGUUUGGCCCGGGUGCCGGUACCGGAGCGGGCUGGGCUGAUCCGAUGCGAGUGCAGAUCAUCAAGGCCCAUCACAACUGGAUCUCGGUCGCGUAUGCCCAUUUCGUCACGUGUUAUCGGCUGAAGGAUUACUCCGGCUGGCAGCAGAUUUUCGUUUCGCCGUACAUCGAGUCGACGAUCGAGCGAAUUGCCAUCAAUGCCAAGAUGAACCUGGCCACAUCUGCCGGCGAACAGUCGCACAGCAAGAUGGUCGCAAUCUCUUACGGCAGCCAGAUCCGGCUGUGGGGAAUCUCGGAGGAUGGUAGCAAGAUGGAGGUCGGCACCUUCAAUCUGCACGUACGCGUCGAGUAUCUGUUCUUCAUUGGCAGCCAGCUGGUGGCGCUUUCGUCGUCCGGCAAGAUUGGUGUCUGGCACGCGAUGACCCAGCACUGGCAAAUUCAGGAUCUCGUUCCGAUACUUUCCUUCGAUACGGCCGGCUCAUUCUUACUGCUGGGCUGUAACAAUGGCUCGAUCUACUAUAUCGAUAUGCAAAAGUUCCCGUUACGCAUGAAGGACAAUGAUCUGCUGGUCACUGAGCUGUACAAGGAUCCAUCCAACGAUCACAUUACAGCAAUAUCGGUUUACCUGACGCCCAAAACGACAAGUCUCUCUGGCAAUUGGAUCGAAAUUGCUUACGGUACACGUUCCGGUUCGGUGCGGGUCAUCGUGCAGCACCCGGAAACGGUGGGGCACGGGCCACAGCUGUUCCAAACGUUCACCGUGCACCAGAGCCCGGUGACGAAGGUGACGCUGUCGGAAAAGUUUCUCAUCUCGGUGUGCAGCGAAUAUAAUCACGUGCGCACUUGGCAAGUACCAAGAUUUCGUGGUAUGAUAUCCACUCAACCCGGAUCAACGCCUGAGGCAUCGUUUAAGAUUGUUUCACUGGAAGCCGUGGAUUCGACGUACAGCUACUCGGCUGGUAACGAUUUCGGACCAUUCGGAGAGCAGGAUGAUGAGCAAAUCUUCGUGCAGAAGGUGGUUCCUGAUACCGAUCAGCUUUACGUGCGGCUUGCCUCCAACGGUGAACGCAUCUGUCUGAUCCGGUCAGUGGAUGGCACGACGAUCACGUCGUUCUGCGUUCACGAAUGCGAGGGCUCAUCCCGGAUGGGCUCGCGGCCACGACGCUUUAUUCUAUCGGGACACUGUAAUGGUGCCAUUCAGAUGUGGGAUCUUACGACGGCGCUCGAGAUAUCGAAGAGAAAGGAUCAACCGAAACGAAGCCUGGGAGGCCCGUCAGCAGAUGAGCUCAUCCGGGAACUGGAUCAGUGUGAUCUGAGCAAUAGCCACUGCUCCACGCCUUGCAUGUCUCCCUGUCCUUCGGCACUGUCCGGUUCCGGUAUCGACGCCAGCAACGUAGGGAGAUUGAAACCGUUUAAUGUGGCAUUCUUGAAUCAAUCUGCAGCAGCCGCGGCGUCCGCCACAUCUUCGCAGCCGGUCGCCGGACCAGCGAAUGCGCAACAUGGCCAGGUGGCAGGAGUGGUAGUGGCAGCAGUUGCACCACUAGCAGCAGCCAACCAGCCGGCAGAACAACCCAACUGAUCUUCAUCUCGUCGGCAGAGUGAUAUCUGAAGGUGGUUCCAAUGUUUUUAACCCGAAAAGGAGUUCUAAAGUCAGUUAGAAUACUGACAUUUGGAAACACCCCUUAUAUAUUUCUUUUAAAAGCAAUUCCUUGCCCUGGCCAUUCAGUGUCCUGUGCAUCCGUUCGUUCUCGUUCCGGCCUUCUAUGUGCGAGUUCUUGAGAAAGGCACUCUACGGUCACAGUGAAUGCGUCAAACGCUUAGGCAUAAUUAUCUAGGCAAUAUAUAUUUUAUAUAAAACGAUUUUAUUCAAUUCA
This is a messenger RNA of Anopheles darlingi, 3020 nucleotides long. Its product is annotated as SH3KBP1-binding protein 1. The coding region runs from base 254 to 2725 and encodes 823 amino acids. Gene Ontology annotation, biological process: protein homooligomerization. NCBI's taxonomy places the organism in Eukaryota, Metazoa, Arthropoda, Insecta, Diptera, Culicidae. Gene Ontology annotation, molecular function: protein binding. The transcript is spliced from 6 exons. The record is from RefSeq and is a predicted model, not a curated record.